CAGCCAUUCAGCGAUCCGACCACCACCUUGCAAUCACCUCAUGUCUGCCACAGCAAUCGCAGUCGCGUACCGCAGUUCGCAGCGCACUCUUCUCCUCUCUUCCCUGCCCCCUUGUGCUCUUGUCCGCCGAGCCACUAGCACGCGCCCACACCCGACGGCCUGCACCGCACCUCCUUUUGACUCAACUUAAGUCAAAGUGGCGCCAUUCUAACCGCAGGCCCGCUCUGCCAUAGUGUACUCGCUCAGCGAAUUUUGGAAAGGCUAUCCAUGCUGCCUCGAGAGCUAUUAAUUACGUCUGCCAAAUAAGCCGCUCGUAAAUGGCUGACGCGGCGACCUCAGACGCUGACGUGGCGAGGAACCGUCAGCUGAUAGACGCGUCUCGCAAGGGCGAUUUAGCGGCGGUCCUUGGGCUGAUCAAAGAUGGAGCUGACGUGGCCUAUGCAGACGUGGACGAUAAGGGGAAAACGGCGCUGAUGGCGGCAGCAGAAGGGGAAAGGGCGGAGGUGGUGCGGGCGCUGCUGGGAGAGGGGGCGGUGUGGAACGCGCUUGACAUGAGGGGGAGGGGCGCAGGGGACUAUGCGCUAGAGGGGUUGGUGGCGUGGGGGGAGGAGGAGGGGGAGGGGGAGGAGGGGGAAGGGGAGGAGGAGAGCAGAGAAGAGGAGAAGAAGAGGAGACAGGAGGUGUUGGAUACAUUGGUUGAUGCUGGUAUCAAAUCCGAGCUUAUUCUAGGAGCAGCGAGUAGGAACUUGACACGUGGCAGCACAGCAGCAGAACAGUCAGAACCUGCCCCGAAUGCAGCCUACCUGUCGGAGCGGCUGCAGCUGUCUGAGAGCCGACUGGUGGACGGGGAGGGAGGGGGCGUGAUGAUGCGGUGGGAGGGAGCACUGAUGCAAGCACAUGCGCAGGCGAUAUGCCAACAGGGUGGUGAUAUUCUCAACAUCGGGUUUGGAAUGGGCCUGAUAGACACCGCCAUUGCAGCUCGCAUCGGCCAAGCAGAGGGCGGGAUUCGAUCGCACACUAUAGUGGAGGCGCAUCCGGAUGUUAUAGCGAGGAUGAGGGGGGAGGGGUGGCACGAGAAGGAGGGAGUGAGGGUGGUGGAGGGACGGUGGCAGGACGUGCUGCCACAACUGGGGCAAUAUGAUGGCAUUUUCUUUGACACGUACGGAGAGUAUUACGACGAUCUACGCGACUUCCACUCCCACCUCCCUCAACUGCUGAAACCAAACGGAGUAUACUCCUUUUUCAACGGCAUGUGCGGCGACAAUGCGUUCUUCCACACGGUCUACUGCCACAUUGUGGCCUUGGAGCUGCAGCAUUUAGGGUUCACAACCCAGUACAUUCCGCUGCCUGUCAGCCGGUGUUUAGACAAUGAGACGUGGGCAGGGGUGAAGCACAAAUACUGGCAGCUGGAUGCUUACCACCUGCCUGUUUGUUAUCACGCGGAGGCAGAGGAGUGAGAGGAGAAGGGGGAGGUGGUAGAUAAGGAAGAGAAGGAAGCGGAGUAGCAGUAGAAGAGAGCGCUCUUCCACACCGUCUACUGCCACAUAGUUGCCUUGGAGCUGCAGCAUUUAGGGUUCACAACGCAGUACAUUCCUCUGCCUGUCAGCCGGUGUUUAGACAAUGAGACGUGGGCGGGGGUGAAGCACAGAGCUAGACGCAUACCACCUGCCCGUUUGUUACUACUCAGAGACAGAGGAGGGAGACAAAGUGGAGAAGGAAGGGGAGGGAGAGGCGGAGGGAGAGGCGGAGGGAGAUAAGGGAGGGACGGAAGGGGAGUAGCAGUAAAACAGCAACGCCUCGUUUCACAUGGUCUACUGCUACAUCGUUACCUUGGAGCUCCAGCACUUGGGGUUUGCAACCUGUGGAAGGGGAGCAGCAGUAGAGCAGCAGCAGCGCUUCCUUCCACACGGUCUACUGCCACAUAGUUGCCUUGGAGCUUCAACAUCUAGGGUUUACGCACUGGCUGACAGGCACAAUAUAUCCCACUGCCUACCAGCCGAUGUUUAGACAAUGAGACGUGUGCGGGUGUGAAGGAUAGAUGCCUACCGUAUUAGCGGCAAGACAGCAACGCUUCCUACUGUAAGAAAUUGAAAAGUGGUACAGGAGACUAAGUACGAUUUUAUCACAACA
Molecule: messenger RNA, 2130 nt
Organism: Closterium sp. NIES-67
Lineage: Eukaryota; Viridiplantae; Streptophyta; Zygnematophyceae; Desmidiales; Closteriaceae
Source: the annotation of a GenBank genome assembly